Messenger RNA from Lodderomyces beijingensis, 681 nucleotides. Lineage: Eukaryota; Fungi; Ascomycota; Pichiomycetes; Serinales; Debaryomycetaceae. The record is from the annotation of a GenBank genome assembly.
AUGCCUGCCGUUGAAAGCCGAAACCUCAUCGCCACGGCAAGCACCACGGGCAAGAGCAUGAGCACGGUGCCACUUGUGCUUCUAUCCAUCGGCAACCCCGGUCCGCUCACACGGCACUCGGUAGGCCACUACAUUUUGAAACUACUAAUGGAGAAAUACCAAGCCAAGCAGCCGCAGUUGCGCCCCCUGUACGCCAUCUCCACCAACCACGACUCAAGCUUGGUCUUUAUCAAAUCCAAUCUGUACAUGAACGAGAGUAGCAAAGCAUGGACAAAAUCGCGAGACAGGGAAUCUAUAAGACCCGGGUCAAUUAUUGUUGUGUUGUACGACGAUUUCGAAGCUAAUGUGCCUAAGGUCAAGCUCUCGAGGUUUGGCAAGAAGAACGAGAGCCAUAAUGGCAUCAGGGACUUGACGAGCGUGAUGCAGGCUGAUGAUGAACGGUUCAAGGUUUUCAAGUUGGGCGUCGGUAUUGGUCCCAAGCCGCGAGACGCGAGUCGCGACGCUAUGAGUCAUUGGGUCCUACUGCCGUUCAAACCUGUGGAGAAGCAAAUGAUUGCUGAAAAGAGCUUCCAGUUGUGUUGCUUGUAUUUGCAAAACAUUGCCGAGUGCGAUGGGGAAAUUGGCGAUGUGGGCAAAUUCGAUGCUCGAAUAAAAAAGAUAUGGAGGAAGCAAAACGAGUAG